GAGUUUCUAAAGUGAUUCUGGAAGCCGCUGGAUUGGCUGUUGCAUCAUCUGCUGCGGCACUGGGUACCCAGCCUCAUAAGGGAUACAUCUUCACUAGGUCUGGAGACCUCAGACAGUGUAAAUGGAUUGUCCAUGUGACAGGACCAAAACAACCAGCAUGCAUCAAGAAAAUUGUCCUUGAUGUCCUGCAGGCAUGUGAGAAGCAAAAGGUCUCUUCUGUCACCUUCCCCGCUCUGGGAACAGGUGCGGGGGGAUUAGCUGCCUCCACAGUGGCCGACGCAAUCCUCGAUGGUUUGGUGGAAUUCAUCAAAUCUAAAUCAGUCGGUUCGCUUCAGACGGUGAAAGUGGUUCUAUUCCAGCAACAUAUGCUGAAUGAUUUCUACAUGAGCAUGAAGAAGAGAGAGGGGACAGCCCUGCCCGAAGCCAAAUCCUUCCUCACUAGACUCACCAGUGAGUACAAUAUGGCUGACCCAGAGAGAACAAGAGAGGGGAAGAAACAUUUCUGUUAUAGGAGGUUCAGUAUCCUGGAAGAGAGAAUGUGA
Molecule: messenger RNA, 542 nt
Organism: Nanorana parkeri
Lineage: Eukaryota; Metazoa; Chordata; Amphibia; Anura; Dicroglossidae
Product: poly [ADP-ribose] polymerase 15-like
Exons: 3
Biological process (GO): negative regulation of gene expression
Cellular component (GO): cytoplasm; nucleus
Molecular function (GO): transcription corepressor activity
Source: RefSeq, a predicted model, not a curated record